AUGGCUGUGCUGCUGGAACAGAGCUGGGUCAAGGUGCAGGAGAAGACAUUCGGCAAAUGGUAUCAGAGAAGCACCAUGCCUGCGACCGACAUGGACAUUGAGCUGACGAGGGUUGCAACACAGNNGCUCAACAGCAAACUGCAGGUCCGCAAUGUGCAAAUCAAGGACCUGGUCACUGACCUCUCGGAUGGCGUAAGUCUUGUGCUCGGCAGACCCGUAGGCCUCAUGCUGACAAUACUGUACAGNGUCAUGCUCAUCCACCUCCUCGAGAUCCUCUCCCAAGAAUCACUAGGCCGAUAUGCUUCCCGUCCCAAACUGCGAGUGCAGCGAUUCGAGAACGUCAACAGGGCCCUGGACUUUAUCAAAGGCCGGCGCAUUCAAUUGACGAAUAUCGGCGCAGAAGACAUUGUCGACGGCAAUCGGAAAAUCAUCCUCGGUCUCAUCUGGACCCUCAUUCUCCGCUUCACCAUCAGCGACAUCAACGAGGAGGGCUUGAGUGCAAAAGAAGGCUUGCUACUGUGGUGUCAGAGAAAGACUGCCUGUUACGACGAGGUCGAGGUCCGAGACUUUUCCUGCGCACUACUCGACAUCCAUCGUCCCGACCUUAUCGACUACGACAAGCUCGACAAGAACGACCACCGCGGAAACAUGCAAUUGGCUUUCGACAUUGCUUCCAAGGAGAUCGGCAUCCCCGACCUGCUCGACGUCGACGAUGUUUGUGACGUUGCAAAGCCCGACGAGCGUUCGCUCAUGACCUACAUUGCCUACUGGUUCCACGCCUUCUCCGCCAUGGAGCGUGUCGAGAAUGCAGGAAGACGUGUUGAGAAGUUCGUCUCCAACAUGCAAGGAGCCUGGGAAAUGCAAAACAGCUUUGAGCGCCGUAUGAGAGAGCUCCUCCGCCAAAUCACCGACCAGCAAAAACAAUGGAAGGAGGCCACCUUCGAGGGCUCCUAUACCGAUGCCAAGAUGCAGAGUUCCGAGUUCAUGGGAUACAAGCGCAAUCAAAAGAGAAAGUGGGUAGCAGAGAAGAGUGACCUGGUUGGCCUACUCGGAAACAUCAAGACGAAACUCAGUACAUACCGCUUGAGGCCCUACGAACCGCCACCGGAGCUCAGCCUUGCUGCACUCGACGCAGCCUGGGCCGGAUUGAUGCAGGCCGAGAAGGAGAGAAGCAGAGUCAUCAACGAAACGAUCCGCGACAUCAAAAACACUCUGCGGAGGACAUUUGCUGACAAGGCCAAUGACUUUGCUCUCGCUCUGCACACAUUGAGUGUGAGCAUCUCUGGACUCGAGGGCGAAGUUGAAGACCAAAGAGAGCACAUCACCAAAAUCUCAGAAUCAGUACCACCCCUCGACGAAUAUCUUACCAUCAUUGGGCGCCUGGACGAGCAAUGCGAAGAAGCCAACAUUGAGGAGAACGACUUUACAACAUAUACAUAUGACGAGCUCGUCUACGAAUUGGGCUUGGUCAAAUCGAGUGUGCAAAAGAAACUGGCCUUNUUGGAAAACCAGAUGGUGGCACGCAGCAUGACCAACCUCACGCCCAUACAGUUGGAAGAGUUUGAAUCUGUCUUUAGACACUUCGACCGUGGUGGCAGCAACUCUUUGCAGGAGCUUGAGUUCUCGGCCGCACUUGCAAGUUUGGGGCUCGUGUAUGACGAAGAUGAGAUGCAUGAACGCUUCUUGGAGGUCAGCAAUGGUCCCGGUGGCACUGUCAGCUUUGAGCAGUUCAUCCGAUUCAUGGUCGAAGUCACCGAGGAUCAAUAUACGGCAGAGCAAGUGUUUGAGAGUUUCCGUGAGGUUGCAGAUGGCAAGGUAAGCAGCACUUUACACCAACAACAUACGACCAAGCAAGCAAAAACUAACCAUAAUAUAUCAAACAGNCCAUAUGUUACCGAACUCGAUCUCAGACACUCACUCAUCCCCGACGAACUCAUCGAGGACCUGGUCAAGACAAUGCCACAACACAGUGGACCAGACUUGCAAGAAGAUCGCGACUUGGAGAAGUACGAUUACAUUACCUUUAUGCAAAAGUACAUGGGCGGCGCCAAACCUGAUGCCAACGGGGAGUAG
Molecule: messenger RNA, 2073 nt
Organism: Aureobasidium vineae
Lineage: Eukaryota; Fungi; Ascomycota; Dothideomycetes; Dothideales; Saccotheciaceae
Source: the annotation of a GenBank genome assembly